CACUUUCACUCAACACUCGGGUCCUUCUCAAAUCUACGUACGCCGUUUUGUGACCGGAAAUCCUGCUUUCAUAGUUUAAUCUGUUUAUUAGAGGCUUCUUCUGUCUUUUUUUAAAUUUCAAAAUGUUUUCCAUGUUUAAUUCCAUCCCAACUCACAUGGACUAUAAAGGUCAGAAACUUGCAGAGCAGAUUUUCCAAGGCGUCAUCCUGGUCUCAGCUGUCAUUGGGUUCAUUUACGGUCUGAUUAUUGAGCAGUUUGGAUGGACUGUUUAUAUAAUGUUAGCCGGAUUUGCCAUCUCCUGUUUGCUCACACUGCCUCCAUGGCCCAUGUACAGACGAAACCCUCUGACGUGGCAGCCUAUCGUACAGGAGACGCCUGAGACCCGUGAAAAGCCUCAGGAGAACUUAAAGAAGAAGAAACACAAGUAGAAGCGUGCUCUGCUCUGUUUGGGCUGCGGGACGACACGUACGUGCAGCGGACAUGGACGGCUUCAACAACUCACUUCACUGUUUUCAUGUAAAAUUCCACACAUGCUUAAUAAAAAAGAUUAUUUGUAUUAUA
Molecule: messenger RNA, 561 nt
Organism: Pangasianodon hypophthalmus (striped catfish)
Lineage: Eukaryota; Metazoa; Chordata; Actinopteri; Siluriformes; Pangasiidae
Gene: spcs1
Product: signal peptidase complex subunit 1
Exons: 4
Coding region: 123-428 (101 amino acids)
Biological process (GO): protein targeting to ER
Cellular component (GO): signal peptidase complex; endoplasmic reticulum membrane
Source: RefSeq, a predicted model, not a curated record